Molecule: messenger RNA, 1842 nt
Organism: Haliotis rubra (blacklip abalone)
Lineage: Eukaryota; Metazoa; Mollusca; Gastropoda; Lepetellida; Haliotidae
Product: probable methyltransferase-like protein 24
Exons: 6
Coding region: 93-842 (249 amino acids)
Source: RefSeq, a predicted model, not a curated record
GUCACGAUUGGAAUGUGUCCAACAGGAUCAGACUACCAAUCAUUCUCAUGAUACACUGACUUGAGCAGUCGCAAAUUGAGGAGAUCGUGUUCAUGCCGGUUACAGUCAGCAGGGAUUGUCAACGAGGCCACGUGCUACCUACUAAAUCAGAGAUACGCAAGCUUGACAUCCGGCAAAUGGCCCAGCUUUAUCACAGUUACGUGGAAAACAUCCAGGUGGCGUGUGGGGACAUGAGAAGAAUGGGAUAUCAGCAAGAUGGCGGCUGGGAGAUCUGUAACGACCCCCUCGUCAAACCAAAGAAAUCGUGCCUGGUCUAUUCCUUCGGCAUCAACAAUGACUUCAGUUUUGAUGACGAAAUGGCCAAAGAAUAUAAGUGUGAAAUUCACUCGUUUGAUCCAAGUAUGGGUCGACCAGACCAUCAUCACGGGGACCAUGUCACGUUCCACUCUCUAGGACUGGCUGAUUAUAACGGUAAAUCUCCCAAGAAUUGGCCAGUGAAGACUCUCGCAGAUAUACGUCAGUCCCUCCAUCACCAACAGACCACAAUCGAUGUUUUGAAAGUGGAUAUUGAAGAAAUGGAGUGGCAGGUGUUUCCGGAAAUAAUAAGAAACAACGCUUUACACAAUGUGACUCAAUUUGUGUUUGAGGUGCAUAUAACACUGAAAAAAGUCGAUCCCCCACAAGCAAAGUAUUUCACGGCUCUGAACAUAUUCCGGGACUUAUAUGAUUUGGGAUACCGGAUAUUCUACACUCAUAGAAACAAAUGGUGUCAUUACAAGUCCAAGUUAGCUGGAAAACAGAGGACUUCAUGCCACGAAAUAUUCAUGAUGAAAGUUUGCUGACAAGGCGCCUUUGAUGAGGAAUUCAUGAUGAAAUGCGUUGUGACUGAUGUUGGACGCCGAUGAAGAACACUUCAGCUUUUAGAGAAUGUACAUCCGUUAGCAUUAGCAUAUUUUUGCAAUUAUUUAUUGAGGUUUAAACAUCUUUUGAAGUAGCAGGCAAAAGCAUUGGGGAUGGACAUGAAAGAAGGUUGUUUGUUCAAAUGACAAUAAAUGCAUAUGGCAAUAUACAGAUGGCGAUAGUGAAUCACGGUAAACGAAUAGUGCUUGAUAUAUGACGAUGUCCUGGAGGAAAAAACAAGUUCUAUGGAUAGUCAACUUCUUUAUCGCAAUGGAUGUGACGUUUCGGUGAAGACACUAACGUCGUUAUCAAACAAGUGAUAACGGUGUUAGUGUCUACACUUAAGCGUCGCUCCAAUUGCAAUAAAGAAGUUGACUAUCCAUAGAACUUGAUUUUCCUUCAUCUUUACAACUUCUACUAAUCUCUCUCAAGGAAGACAAUGUCAGACAAUGGUUGAAUAUAUUUUUCCAAAUUAAAAGCAAUGUACGAAUUACUUCAAAAGAGAGAAAGAGUGCUUUUAAAACUCAAAUUUAAACAUUAUUUUCGUUAUUUCACAGAAAGAUUUUAUUUCACACAAAGGUCUGAUAACCCUCAGUGCGGGUAUGUGGCUGCCAGCUCAAAGGUAAUAAUCAAUUGAGGUUUUGGACUCUUUGGAUUUUUGCUGAUAAGGGAGGUAACUCUUCACAACGAAUUGCAUAACUGAUCGCAGACCUGUGUGUAUUCCUAUUUUAACGGAUAGGCAAUGAAGACAGAGUACAAUAUUUUGUUUGCAUGUAAUUGAAAAUUGUGAUAAGUGGAUUUGUUUUCUUAUUUGAUUAUCUUUAUUCAGCCAUUACUCAUUCCUGCGACAGUUUAUAAAAAGUAAUAUGUGACCAUGUUAUUUUCUUCUAAAAUAAACAAGUGAUCCAGCGAGCUUAAGGUACGGGGAUCGAGCACACCUAU